CCCUCUCUCUCUCUCUCUCUCCCUUAAACUCAACCUCCUAGUGAAGUUGAAGGGACACCUCAACCACCCACCCAACACCAUUCAUUCUUAUUUCUUUCAUUCAUAAAAAUCAUUCAUUCCCAGCCACCACCACCACCACCACCACCCUCUCUCUCUCUCUCUCAAAUCCUUAAUUUCCAUUCAUAAGUAUAUUAGAUUACUUCAGAAGCUCCUUCAACUAUAUAUACACAUAUAUCUCUUCAAACCCUAUUCCCUCACCUCUGGAAUCUAACCAUAAAAAUCAUAAAUUUUCCCUCUUUCACCCGAAUCUGAAUCCAACAAUUUGUUCCCACAAAUAGAAACCCACGAAAACCACAAAACCCCUUUUAGGUUUUAAUUUCCCCAACGUUGUUGUACCAUGUCGUCAUCUCUGAUCGCGAAUCCAACCGCGGAUCGCUCGCGUGACUCUCACCGCACAAAGAAGAAGAAGAAAUCUAUUAAGCAACACCAACAGCAGCAUGACGCGAAAUGGAAAACCCACGCGCAGCAGCAGCUAUACUCCUCCAAGCUCCACCAGGCCCUCGCGCGUGUCAACAUCUCCGGCGACGCGCCACGCCGCGGCAGGGCGGUGCGCGAUGCCGCCGACAGGGUGCUCGCCGUGGCCGCCAAGGGGAGGACGCGGUGGAGCCGCGCCAUCUUAACGAACCGGCUGAAGCUCAAGUUCAGGAAGCCGGUUCACAAGAGGCAGAAGGUUGUUGUUGUUGGGCCGGGCCGGCCAAAGAAAAAGGCCCGGUUCAGCGUUCUCCGGCUCAGGGGGAAAACCUUACCCGCGGUUCAGAGGAAAGUUAGGGUUCUGGGCCGGUUGGUUCCCGGUUGCAGAAAAGAACCGCUUCCGGUGAUUCUCGAAGAGGCCAUCGAUUACAUACCCGCGCUCGAGAUGCAGGUUCGCGCCAUGCAAGCUCUCGCUGACUUACUCUUAGGCUCUUCCUCCGCCUCCACCUCCGCCACCGCCGCGCCGCCUAGUUGAUCUCACUUUCCGGCGAUUAUGCCACGUUUCAUAUAUUUUUUUUUCUUACUUUUGUUAUUAUUUGCCUCGUUUUCACCCUCACUCUACUCGGCUUAUGUUAAUGGCCAAGUACAUACAUAUUAUAUCUUCUUCUAUUUUCUCUUUUUUUUCUCUUCAAAUUUACCUUUUGAGCAAAACAAUCUCAUAAUUAAUUAGCUUGGAGCAUUUAUCAGAAUAUUGUUUUUUAAUAUUUAUAAAAAAUAUAUAUUUCCUUUUAAUUUUAACUUCCUCAAUCCUCUGAAAGAAAUCCUUUACAUCAGGUCUUUUCCUCAGGUAGUCAAUCCUCCUUUAGGGAUGUGAGACUUUGAGAGCAUAUAUAUGUAUUAGUAGUUGAAAACAACAAAUUAGAAUUCAAUCACCAAGUGUAUAUCUCGAUAACUAAAUUGACUGUAUCAACGAUUCCACAAAAGAAGAGGAAAGCUACCUUAAGAAGUCGAUUUCCUCCAUCUCUGGAGGCAUAGGCAUAGACGAAGAAAUCAGAAGCAUUGGAGGGGAUUCAACAAGGGAUGCAUCUUCUUAGCCCUCAAGCGAGGAAUCCUGUUUUUGAAUUCACUCUUUGAAGGAACCUGUUUGAAGAAGAUUUCACCAGCCCCAGUUUCUUGGAGUCACCAUUCGCCCUGUUAUUCUAUUAUUAUCGCUGCCUUUUUUCAAAAACUUCCUCAAUGAAGGAUUUUUUUUUUUACUGCAAUCAAGGAUGGUUUAUGUAAUGUAACAUCAAUUAUAUGUUCUAUGAUUUUAUUUUA
Molecule: messenger RNA, 1788 nt
Organism: Glycine soja
Lineage: Eukaryota; Viridiplantae; Streptophyta; Magnoliopsida; Fabales; Fabaceae
Product: transcription factor bHLH147-like
Exons: 1
Coding region: 398-1006 (202 amino acids)
Biological process (GO): regulation of DNA-templated transcription
Molecular function (GO): protein dimerization activity
Source: RefSeq, a predicted model, not a curated record